AUGGCUCUUGUUUUGCGUUAUGUUGAUGAGAAUGGUGAAGUGGUAGACCGAUUUGUUGGUCUUGUCCAUGUUAGUGAUACAUCGGCAUUCUCAUUGAAGGAAGCAAUCUACUCAGUGCUUUCGGAGCACUCACUAAGUCCAUCACAAAUAUGUGGACAAGAUUAUGAUGGAGCUAGUAACAUGAGGGGAGAGAUAAAUGUUCUCAAGAGUUUGAUUAUGAAAGAGAGUUCAUCGGCAUAUUACAUUCAUUGCUUUGAGCAUCAUCAAUUGCAAUUGACACUUGUAAAUAUUGCUAAAAAAUAUUUGGAUGUUGAAGACUUCUUUUGCCAUGUUACUAACGUAUUGAAUGUUAUUGGUGGAUCUUUUAAGCGCGGAGAUUUGCUUCGACAUCUUCAAGUUGAAAACUUAGAGCAAUUACUUGAGUCUAGUGAAGUUCAUACUGGGCGAGGACUAAAUCAAGAACACGGGCUUCAAAGACCAUGUGACACUCGUUGGGGAUCACCUUUCAAAACAUUAGAUAAUUUUAUUGUUAUUUUCUCAUCUAUUGUUCGUGUGCUUGAAGUGAUUCAAUAUGAAGGCCAUAGGCUGCUGCGGCUUCACUCCCUUGCUUCUGACUUAAGAAUGUACACCUAA
Molecule: messenger RNA, 633 nt
Organism: Nicotiana tabacum (common tobacco)
Lineage: Eukaryota; Viridiplantae; Streptophyta; Magnoliopsida; Solanales; Solanaceae
Source: RefSeq, a predicted model, not a curated record